GGAGCGGCGCUCUUCUCCUCCUUCCCCUUAGCUCCGCGCCCUCCUUCCUCCUCUCCACUCGAGCCCGCUUGAAGUAUGAUUUGAAUCGGAUUAGCGAUCCUCUUGUUUUCUAUGCGCACCCCCUGAUCGACUUCAGCGACCGCAAUGUCCUUCCCUUAUUCCCAGGAUGCUCGUCGCCGCGGUGCCGGUACGGGCUUCAGCGCCACGGGUCGGCGAACCUUCAUGGGAUACUGGGUUCCUCUGGCCCUGACGGUGGGCGUCGCGACCAUCGGUGUUGCAGCCUGGAUCUGGAGCGAACGAAGUGAAGAUGAUGACGACGAUGAUAACCACCACCACCACCAACACAACCGCGAUUACCCCCACGAAGACGACAGGUUCCCCGCGCCCGGUCCGGCCGCUGGCGGGCCGGGCCUACCGCGCGACGCCUACGAGGAGGGAGACUAUGCCCGAGCGACGGGGACGGACAUCCACGGGGAGCAUCCGGACGAUGCCGGCGUCAUGGCCCGCAUGCAAGGUGCCUUGCGCCGCACGCCCAGUCCGCAGCAGCUCUUCGACGGGGCCAGCAAGCGAGUCGCGGCCGGCGUGGCGGCGGCAGGUGCGUUCGUCGGCGGUGCCUUGACAUCGAUCCGGGAGGAGGAUCGCCGCGACUUUGAAGACCAUUCUCGCUGGUCGGAAGAGGUCGAGAACAGAGCUUCUCGCGGCAGAGGGCAACAGCAGCCCGAUGUCACGGCUCCGUCGAUGAGCGGCGCUCUCCCCGGUCAAGUUGGCGUCGGUGGUCCGGCUGCCGGUGCCGAUAAGAGAAAGAGAACUGUGGCUAUUGUUGUUUCGUCGGAUGCGUCGCACCUGGAUCCUGAGGAGUUCUCGUCCGAGCAUGUGUCUAUCCUAUCCCAUCUUCCCGAACAUGUGAAUCCCGAUACCACUCGAAUCUUUGUGAUGAUCUACGCGCCGGGCCUGAAGCAUGCGCCUUCUCAGGGUAACGGAUCGCACCCCACGCUCUCCGUCACUUCAUCAUACUCGAACAUCGCCCCCGAGGAAGCUCAGUCUCUCGGUGAGCUCCCCUCGCCAGGCACUGUCCCGGCGGCAGACGAGCCCGAGGGUUCCACGCCGCUUUUCAAGACCAUGUAUACACAAGCCCAAGCCAUCGUUGAGAAAUCGAACGCGAUUAUGCCGUUCAACACCCGGACAGGAUACGUGCACCUCGUCCGUCACCUUUCGCCCGACAUUGUCUACGUACAGGAGUCUCUGGCGGGCAAGGAAGGAGAAGCAGUGCAUCACAUCUCCGGGUGGGUCAGACAAGUUGUGGUCGUCGUCGGCGACGAAGGUGGCCGAGGCGGCCUGGUCGACAGCGAAGACGAGUCGGCGCUUGGGGACAAAGGUGAGCCAUGGUGGCAAAAGGAGGGCACCACUGGGAUUGGCAAACGCAUCGACGUGGUCGACGCCCUCCGCACCGGGGAUGACUGGCGACGAAGAGUGUCUGGCUUUGACUAGAGCCUACGGAGGCAGUGUCGAUAAUGUGUGCAUGCUUUAGGGUCUCUAUGUGUAUUUUUUUUUCUGUCUUUUCCUUUCUUUCUACCUCCCCUUGUGGUCUUCUUGAUGAGAUUUGAUUCCCCUUGACUUUGUUUUUAUUUUAUGAACUCUGCCCACAACCUCUCAUGUUUUGUGCAUAUUGAAUGAUGAUAUUGGUGGUGCUUUGAAGAGAAAUGGACGAAGCAUUUGAGGGCGGGGUGAGCCUCAGCCUUGUAGUGAUGAAAGAGAUUUGAG
Molecule: messenger RNA, 1761 nt
Organism: Aspergillus steynii IBT 23096
Lineage: Eukaryota; Fungi; Ascomycota; Eurotiomycetes; Eurotiales; Aspergillaceae
Exons: 2
Coding region: 145-1488 (447 amino acids)
Source: RefSeq, a predicted model, not a curated record